AGGAUAUUUUAAUGAGCACGUCCAAGAAGCCGGUACAAGUCCUCUUCCCCUCCAGUGACGGUUUGAAGCGACGCAAAUCGAGUCAAGACGAGGGCAGCUCUGUACCAGAGAGACGGGUAAAGGUGGACAGGAAGCUGCACAGAGCUGAGGCUAACCGGGACCAGAAAACCACUGAUUCAACUAACGAGAUGAUUAGCAAUCAAAAAGCUGUUUCUGGCAGAACGAGGUGCAAACGUCAGAGUCCAGGUGCAGAGAAAAGUUCGGGUUCGGACGCCGGUCCAAAGAAACGACGUGAACCUGAGAGGUCAUCAAAGAAACAAACACAGAACGCCACCAGGCCGUCAAGAACAUCAAAAACCAUCACAAAUCCUCAUGAGUCUCUUCCAGUUCGCAAUAACGCAUCAAACCGAUUGUCGUGCGAUUACGAGUUGCGGAACACCAGAAGGAGACGAGCGAAUGCUGGGCGCGGUGCGAAAGGUUUGACGAGUUCUGUCAAAUCGGAGCCGGAUGAUGAGGUUUCAUCCAGCCAGUCCCCAGAAGCUCUGAAGGAGAAAAAGAAAAGCAGAGCAGCGAGAAAGAGGGAAGAGGUGCAGAAGAAGAAGGAAGAGAGCAGGAGUAGCAAGGCGCCACCACCGGCGACGGCGACGGAGCCCGGGAGGAAACGGCAACAAAACAAAGGUGGCACUGUUGUUCCGCACGAGAAAGACAGAGACGAGUGGACGGAGGACGAGAUCCUGAAACUGCAGGAGGUAGUGAGCUGCUAUCCCAGACACGUAGUGGGUUACUGGGCGAAGGUAGCGAGGAUGGUGGGGACACGUUCAGCUGAAGAGUGCUUCGAGCAGCACACCUCCCAGGGAAACACCCAGAGUCCCAAGAAAAGCACCAAGAACUGCAAAAAGGUGAAGGAAGUGGCGGCAAAACCUGCAGAGAUUCCUGUGAUAUCUGCCAGAGUCGGGACGCUUAAGAGGAUUAAGCAGGUGCGGCAGUUCCUGGAGAAUCUGCCCGGAGAAGAAGUGGACGAUGCUUUCAGCUCGGCCUACAUGCAGAAUAAACGCAUGGAGAUCCCCUCCUUGUGUUCGAGUGAAGAUCACGAUUUUGCGAUAUCAGACCUGGAGCCUCAGACGCCGAUGUCGUCGUGUUUCCCUGCGGCGAAGACGCCUCAGUGUUCGCACAUAACUCCUGGCAUGCUCGGCUCUCCAAACACGAAAAAUGACGACAAGUACAUCUUCCAGCUACAGAAGAGGAUAAAGAAGAAUCAAUUUAAUGUCUGCAAAACCUCGUCUUCUAAAACGAGGUUCUUACCCACACCUUCCACUAAGCGAACUGUACAAAGAUGCUCUAACACAGGAAAGGACGCGUCUUUUGUGUUUGAGAUGUCCUCCGGCGAUGAUGGCAAUAUUUCCGAAAGCGAUGAGGAGGAAGACUUUUACUUCUCAGACAACUGAGUUGGACUCAUGGGAUAAAUGUACAAAUAUCUCAAGAUUUUUAGUUGAAAUUCUUUUCAGGAAACUCAGAAAAUCACAGUGAAGGAGUAACGUUCAACCUUCUGAGGUUUUUCUUAGGAAAUGCAGCGAGUUGGACGUUUAAACACACUUCUGUUGCUGGUUAUGACCUGAAAAGUGAUACUCUGGGCAUCCUAUGAACUUCUGUAAAUCUGUUGUUUCUUUAAAAUCGUUCAAAGAACUCUUUGUAAUUACAUUUUUGAAUAAACCUUUUUUUAUUCUUUCACUA
Xiphophorus hellerii (green swordtail) is the source of this 1731-nucleotide messenger RNA. Its product is annotated as mis18-binding protein 1-like. The coding region runs from base 12 to 1445 and encodes 477 amino acids. The record is from RefSeq and is a predicted model, not a curated record. Gene Ontology annotation, cellular component: chromosome, centromeric region. The transcript is spliced from 8 exons. NCBI's taxonomy places the organism in Eukaryota, Metazoa, Chordata, Actinopteri, Cyprinodontiformes, Poeciliidae.